Sorex araneus (European shrew) is the source of this 4634-nucleotide messenger RNA. RefSeq names its product tyrosine kinase 2 (gene TYK2). Gene Ontology annotation, biological process: cytokine-mediated signaling pathway; peptidyl-tyrosine phosphorylation; intracellular signal transduction. The record is from RefSeq and is a predicted model, not a curated record. Gene Ontology annotation, cellular component: membrane; cytosol; cytoskeleton. NCBI's taxonomy places the organism in Eukaryota, Metazoa, Chordata, Mammalia, Eulipotyphla, Soricidae. The transcript has 25 exons. Gene Ontology annotation, molecular function: ATP binding; non-membrane spanning protein tyrosine kinase activity; cytokine receptor binding. The coding region runs from base 553 to 4047 and encodes 1164 amino acids.
GGGUCCCGACGGAGCCCCGGGCGGCGGAUCACGUUUUGGAGAGGGGCACACCAGGAGGUGCCAGGCUAUGUGGAGGCAGAGAGGAAUUGAAACCCACCACCCUACCACAUUCCCUCUGCGCGGGUUCCAGCAGGUGCUUUGAGAGACCUCCCAGGAUUUUAUUCUUCCGUCCUGUUUGUGAUGUGUCCGUAUUGAAGUGUGAGCCCAGCCGGUCACCUGCCCUGGACUCUGACAGAUCACCGCAGUCUUUCAAUGGCUACAGCCUCAGUUUCUCCAAGUCCCAGAUGGGGAAACUGAGGCCAGGCAUGGCUCAGUGACUGGGCUGAGUUGACCCAGGGAGCGCCGGGGCCCGGGUGCGCUGGUCCACGUGUCUGUGCCUGGCAGCCUUGGGGAGGUCCGUUCAGAGCAGACGCCUGUGUCAGAGUAUGUCUCUGAGUAGAGGGCUGGUGUGAUUGUGUGGGUGGGAAGGUCACUGCGCUCUCUCGGGGGUCUCCACCUGAGCCCCGAGGCCCAGUGGCUUGUCCCUUUGCAGCCAGGCCAGUGCUCCGGACCAUGCCCGUGUGCCCCUGGGGUGCCAAUGGCAGGGGCCGCCGGCCCAAUGGGGAUGGGGUGCAGCCUGAGGCCAGCAGAGAUGGCUUGAAGGUGCUUCUGCACUGGGCCGGCCCCGAUGGUGGGGACCCCUGGGCCACCUUCAACGACAGCACCCUGACCGCGGAGGAGAUCUGCAUCCAGGUCGCCCAGAAACUCGGCAUCACUCCUCCUUGCAUCAGCCUCUUCGCGCUCUUCGAUGCCCAGGCCCAUGUCUGGCUGCCCCCGAACCACAUCUUGGAGGUCUCCAGGGCUACCCCGCGCACGCUGCACUUCCGCAUGAGGUUUUAUUUCCGGAACUGGCACGGCCUGAACCCCCAGGAGCCCUCGGUGUUCCGCUGCGGGCCCCCGGGCAGUGCGGCGUCCUCGGCGGAGGCCCAGCAGGGUUUGCCUCUCCUGGACGCGGCCUCCUUCGAGUACCUCUUCGAGCAGGGCAAGCACGAGUUUGUGAAUGAUGUGGUGUCUCUGGGGGAGCUGUCCACGGAGGAAGAGAUCCACCACUUCAAGAAUGAGAGUCUGGGCAUGGCCUCUCUGCACCUGUGUCAGCUAGCACUCCGCCGGGGGGUCCCCCUGGAGGAAGUGGCCAGGAAGAUCAGCUUCAAGGAGUGUAUCCCGCGCUCCUUCCGCCGGCAGAUCCGCCAGCACAACGCCCUGACGCGGCUGCGCCUGCGGACCAUCUUCCACCGCUUCCUGCGCACCUUCCAGCCCAGCCGCCUCAGCCCACACCUGGUCAUGGUCAAGUACCUGGCCACGCUCGAGCGCAUGGCGCCCCGCUUCGGCGCUGAGCGCGUGCCCGUGUGCCACCUGCUCCUGCAGGCUCAGGCCACCCCUCCCGACCCCGAACCGCAGUCGGACCCCGGAUCCACGACCCACGAGGUGCAGGUGUCCGGCACGCUGGGCCUCCAGUGGCGGCCAGUGGCCACAGCGGGUCCCAGUGAUGGUGGCGGCAGUGCUGACAGUGACGGGGAGCCCCAAGCUGACCCAUCUGAGAAGAAAGAUAAGGCCCAGGGGGUGGACAGACCCCGUGAGACGCCCUGGGUCUAUUUCUGCGACUUCCAAGAUGUCACGCACGUGGUUCUGAAAGACCAGAACAUCAGCAUCCACUGUCAGGACAAGUGCCUGGAGCUGACACUGCCUUCCCGGCCCGCCGCCCUGUCCUUGGUGGCCCUGGUGGAUGGCUACUUCCGCCUCACGUCUGACUCAAGCCACUACCUGUGCCACGAAGUGGCUCCCCCACGGCUGGUGAUGAGCAUCCAGGAGGGGGUACACGGGCCCCUGCUGGACCCCUUUGUGUUGGCAAAGCUGCAGUCAGAAGAUGGACUUUACCUCAUCCACUGGAGCUGCCACCACUACAACCGUCUCAUUCUCACGGUGGCCCAGAGGGACCAGGCCUCUGACGGCGGUGCCAGAAACUGGAAGCUACGCAAAUUCCCUAUCCAGCUGCAGCCAGGGGCUUUCGCCCUGGAAGGCUGGGGCCGGACUUUCCCCAGCGUGGGGGAGAUGCGGGCCGCCUUGCAGAGCUGCGCCCUACGGGCCGGCCCCGAUUCCUUUAUGCUGCGCCGCUGCUGCCGGCCAGGACCCGGAGAGAUCUCCAACCUCAUCGUCCUACGGGGCUCCCAGACCAGCCCCCAGCCUCUCAACCUCAGCCAGCUCAGCUUCCAUCAGAUCAGCCAGGAUUCGAUCACCCGGCUCUCCCACUUGGGCCAGGGCACCAGGACCAACGUGUAUGAGGGUGUCUUGCACGUGGCCGGAGGAGACCAGGAGGAGGAUGACAAGAGCGAUGGUGAGGGCUGUGAACAGAAGCUCCGAGUGGUGCUCAAGGUGCUGGACCCUGGCCACCAGAACAUCUCCCUGGCCUUCUACGAGACCGCCAGUCUCAUGAGCCAGGUGUCCCACAUGCACCUGGCCUUUCUGCACGGCGUCUGCGUUCACGGCUCCGAGAGCACCAUAGUGACUGAGUACGUGGAACAUGGGCCCCUGGACGUGUGGCUGCGGCGGGAGAGGGGUCGUGUGCCCGUGGCCUGGAAAGUGACCGUGACCCAGCAGCUAGCCAGUGCCCUCAGCUACUUGGAAGAUAAGAGCCUCGCCCACGGGAAUGUGUGUGGCCGGAACAUUCUGCUGGCACGGCCGGGGCUGGCGGAAGGCAGCAGCCCCUUCAUUAAGCUGAGUGACCCCGGCGUGGGCCUGGGAGCCCUCUCCCGAGAGGAGCGGGUGGAGCGCAUCCCCUGGACAGCCCCCGAGUGCCUGUCUGGGGGCGCCGGCGGCCUCAGCACAGCGGCUGACAAGUGGGGCUUUGGGGCCACUGUCCUUGAGAUCUGCUUUGACGGGGAGGUUCUCCUGCAGGGCCGCAGCCCCUCGGAGAAAGAGCGUUUCUACCAGAAGCAGCAUCGCCUUCCCGAGCCCUCAUGCCCUGAGCUGGCCACACUCAUCAACCAGUGCCUGAACUACGAGCCAUCCCAGCGGCCUUCCUUCCGCACCAUCCUCCGGGAUCUUACGCAGCUGCAGCCACAAAAUCUUGUUAAUGUCCUCACCGUGAACCCGGAAUCCCCUGCCGCCGACCCCACGAUUUUCCACAAACGCUACUUGAAAAAGAUUAGGGAUCUGGGCGAGGGUCAUUUUGGCAAAGUCACCCUCUACUGCUACGACCCGAUCAACGAUGGCACUGGCGAGAUGGUGGCCGUGAAAGCCCUCAAAGCGGGCUGUGGCCCCCAGCUCCGCAACGGCUGGCGGCGGGAGAUUGACAUCCUGCGCACGCUUUACCAUGAGCAUAUAGUCAAAUACAAGGGCUGCUGUGAGGACCAAGGCGAGAAGUCAGUACAGCUCGUUAUGGAGUACGUGCCCCAGGGCAGCCUCCGGGACUACCUGCCGAGACACAGUGUCGGACUGGCCCAGCUACUGCUCUUUGCCCAGCAGAUCUGCGAGGGCAUGGCCUACCUACAUUCGCAGCACUACGUGCACCGAGACCUGGCCGCGCGCAAUGUGCUGCUUGACAACGAGAGGCUGGUCAAGAUCGGGGACUUUGGCCUAGCCAAGGCCGUGCCCGAAGGCCACGAGUACUACCGCGUGCGCGAGGAUGGGGACAGCCCCGUGUUCUGGUACGCCCCCGAAUGUCUGAAGGAGUGUAAGUUCUACUAUGCAUCUGACGUCUGGUCCUUUGGGGUCACCUUAUAUGAGCUGCUGACACAUUGUGACUCCAGACAGAGCCCCCCAUUGAAAUUCAUCGAACUCAUGGGCCUGACCCAGGGCCAGAUGACUGUACUGCGACUCACAGAACUCCUGGAACUGGGCCAGCGGCUGCCACGGCCGGAGAAGUGUCCUUAUGAGAUCUACCAGCUCAUGAAGAACUGCUGGGAGACGGGAGCGUCGUUCCGCCCUACCUUCCAGAACCUCAUCCCCAUCCUCAAGGCGGCCCAGGAGAAGUACGAGGCCCAGGCCCCAUCUGUGUUCAGCGUCCCCUGAGCAGGCGGGGGGGGGGGGAGGGAGAGGAACAGCUGGUACUCCACCCUGCCCCAGGGAGGCUGGCCCCCACGUUCCGGGGACCCCUUUCCAGAGGGAACUGACCCCCAAGUGUCUCCUACAGUGACAGCAUACUGUGUUCCCCAGGGGCUGCCCAUGGGGGGAAGGGAUUCCUCCCCCCAGGGGGGCCUGGGAGCGGGUUGGGGAACAUCCUCUUGUCUGAGCACCAGGGCAGGGCUCUCUCUGCAGCCUCACUUUGUGGUUGUUUGGGAUUGUUUUUUUGGUGGAGGCUGAUGGGGACCCACUCAGCAAUGCCCAAGGGCUAGUCCUAGCUUUGUAUUUCUUUUCCCUGGGGGGCCACAGCUACCAGGGUUUGCUCCUGAUUCUGUGUGAUCUCAGGGACCCCUCCUGGUGGGGCUCAUGAGACCGUAUGGGAUGCCGGGGAUCGAAUGGGGUCAGCUGUGUCCGAGGCCAGCAUCCUGCACUGUCGCUCAGCCCCCCGGGGCCAUUCCUAAGGCCCCUCUCUUCCCCAAUUGUUCUCUCAAUACUGUGCUCAUGACUGUGUACAACACAUUCCAAUAAAAAGCCAG